AUGGACAGCCACAACUCCGUCAAUUCACAUAGCCACGACCGGUUCAUAAACCACACAACUUCUUAUCUCAGUAUUGCCUCCUCGCUUGUUUCUCCUGCUACUUUCUUUGGCAGCCAGCGGUACACUCGUCCCGCCGUCUCAUCCCGCAAGGCAGCACGUCGCCCCUCAGCCCGCAGCAUCAUGGACAAGCGACACCAACCUAGCUCGUUCCAGCAGCUGGAGAAGCUUGGAGAAGGAACAUAUGCUACCGUAUUCAAAGGACGAAACCGCCAGACCGGCGAGAUGGUUGCUCUAAAGGAGAUACACCUUGACUCUGAAGAGGGUACCCCGUCCACGGCGAUAAGGGAGAUCUCGCUCAUGAAGGAGCUGAAGCAUGAGAACAUCGUUGGCCUACACGACGUCAUUCACACCGAGAACAAACUCAUGCUGGUCUUCGAGUACAUGGACAAGGAUCUGAAGAAGUACAUGGACGUCCGUGGGGAUCGGGGUCAGCUAGACUACGUUACGAUCAAAUCAUUCAUGCACCAGUUGAUGCGGGGCAUCGCCUUCUGCCACGACAACAGAGUCCUUCACCGUGAUCUAAAACCGCAGAACCUCCUCAUCAAUAACAAGGGACAGCUGAAGCUUGCUGAUUUCGGUCUGGCACGCGCGUUCGGUAUCCCAGUCAACACUUUCUCCAACGAGGUUGUCACGCUCUGGUACAGAGCUCCAGACGUGCUGCUGGGCAGCAGGACAUACAACACCAGCAUCGACAUCUGGUCCGCUGGCUGCAUCAUGGCUGAGAUGUACACUGGCCGCCCGCUCUUCCCCGGCACAACGAACGAGGAUCAGCUGCAAAAGAUCUUCCGUUUAAUGGGCACUCCCUCCGAGCGAUCGUGGCCUGGAAUAUCCCAAUUCCCAGAAUACAAGCCAAACUUCCAUGUCUACGCAACCCAGGACCUGCGGUUGAUUCUACCCCAGAUCGACCAGCUGGGUCUGGACCUGUUGAGUAGAAUGCUCCAGCUGCGACCAGAGAUGCGAAUCAGCGCCGCAGAAGCCCUUCGACACCCUUGGUUUAACGACCUGAAUCAGCUGCAGGCUCAGCAGGCGCAACACCAAGCUCUUCAUAACCAUCAGCAGCAGCAACAGCAACAGCAGGCACAGAUGGCUGCUGGAUACGCUGCCCCCGGGCUCGUUUCGCAGAACUAUUGA
This is a messenger RNA of Arthroderma uncinatum, 1191 nucleotides long. RefSeq names its product CMGC/CDK/CDK5 protein kinase. The coding region runs from base 1 to 1191 and encodes 396 amino acids. Gene Ontology annotation, molecular function: cyclin-dependent protein serine/threonine kinase activity; ATP binding. Lineage: Eukaryota; Fungi; Ascomycota; Eurotiomycetes; Onygenales; Arthrodermataceae. Gene Ontology annotation, biological process: protein phosphorylation. The transcript has 3 exons. Gene Ontology annotation, cellular component: cytoplasm; nucleus. The record is from RefSeq and is a predicted model, not a curated record.